This is a messenger RNA of Cryptomeria japonica (Japanese cedar), 618 nucleotides long. RefSeq lists its product as uncharacterized. NCBI's taxonomy places the organism in Eukaryota, Viridiplantae, Streptophyta, Pinopsida, Cupressales, Cupressaceae. The transcript is spliced from 2 exons. The coding region runs from base 1 to 618 and encodes 205 amino acids. The record is from RefSeq and is a predicted model, not a curated record. Gene Ontology annotation, molecular function: nucleic acid binding; zinc ion binding.
AUGUGUACCAAUUUUGAGAACUCAUUAAAAAGAAAAACAGCCUUUAAAGCUUCGAAGAAGGGUAAAGCAAAGGAGCAAAAAUCCAGUGAAAGCUUAGAAGAAGAUUCAGAGGAUGAAGUUGCUCAUCUUGUUAGAAAAUUAAAAAGAGGAUCUAGUAAAUACAAGGGAAAGUUGCCUUUGAAGUGCUUUAGCUGUGGGAAGAUAGGUCACUUUGCAUCAAAGUGUCCCUAUGAAAAAGAAGAGGACAGUGAUGAUGAAAGAAGUUCGAAGUUCAAAAAUUCCAAGAGUGAGGAAGAAAAUCAAAAUGAUGAAAUUUUGUUUAUGGCUGUAGAAGACACUCAAGAAGAAGAAGAAUAUUUUGAUGAAGUAGAGGUUGAUCUUGAACAAGAGCUGAUUAGUGCUCUAAAUGAGAUUAAAAAAUUAAAGAAGAAAAAUCAGAAUCUUAAGCAGUUGUUACAAGAAGAAAAUAACAAAUUUUCUAAGAAAUCUAUGGCUUUAGAAGCUGCUAAAAAGAUGGUUGCUGAUCUAAUAAUUCAAUCUGAAGAAGCAAGAAAGACAAAGGAAGAGCUGAGAAAACAAAUAAAAGAAAAGGAGCUCAAUUGUGAGAAACUUGAUUGA